UCUGCGGUGUCCAUCAUUCGAAUCGCGAACACGCUGCACCGCCGGUUUUAUAUACACGUAUAUCCUAUUUCCAGCGGCACGUACCAAGUCGCCGAGUGGUAGUACGCGGUCGUUUGCGUUAAUCGACGUAGGUGUUAUUAUAUAUUGUAUAGGUAGUCGAUUUGCGGAAUCCAAGCAGACACCAUGCCCGCCGCGGCCGCAGAGUAUAUGCCGGUGGCCGCCGAUCUGAUGCAGGCCAUAAAUGCAGCGGACAAAGCGCAGCAGCUGCGGGACAACGGGUCGCGGACGACGACAGUCUCGGCCGCCACCACCGCCACCGCCGUGGCCGUCUGUGAUUACAGGAGCGCGCCGGACAGGACCGAGCAUGAGGCGUUCAUCCAGGACGCGGUGCGCGUGAUGCUCGAACAGGCCGUAUUUCGUGGUACGGACCGCCGGCGUCCGGUGCUCAAGUGGAAGAGCCCGGACGAGCUGCGGAACACCUACGACUUCCAGUUGCAGCGAUCCGGUACAACGCACGACCACCUUUUGCAGCUGGUCGAGGGCGCCAUCGAGCACAGCGUCAAGACGGGCCAUCCGUAUUUUGUCAAUCAGUUGUUUUCCAGUGUCGAUCCUUAUGGCUUGGUAGGCCAAUGGCUCACGGAUGCCCUAAACCCGAGCGUGUACACUUUCGAAGUGGCGCCCGUAAUGACCAUUAUGGAGGAGACGGUGUUGUUGGAAAUGAGGAAGUUCCUCGGUUACCCAGACGGCAACGGCGACGGCAUAUUCUGUCCCGGCGGAUCCAUAGCCAACGGGUACGCCAUCAACUGUGCCCGGUUUUACGCUUUCCCCGAAGUCAAGUCCAAAGGCAUGCACGGAUUACCGAGAUUGGUGGUUUACACGUCGAUAGACGCCCACUAUUCGAUAAAGAAACUGUGCGCUUUCGAGGGCAUCGGUUCGGACAACGUGUACGGCAUCAAGACGGACGCCAAAGGCAAAAUGGACGUUGCCCAUCUGAGACAACAGGUCCGGAGAACGCUCGAUGAAAAAGCGGUGCCACUAAUGGUAUCAGCCACUGCAGGCACGACGGUGUUGGGGGCGUUCGACCCGAUAGCGGAAAUAGCGGAAGUGUGUCACGAGUAUGGCAUUUGGUUGCACGUAGAUGCUGCUUGGGGAGGCGGAGCUCUGGUGUCCAAAAGGCACAGACACUUGUUGGCCGGCAUCCACAGAGCCGAUUCGGUCACUUGGAACCCGCACAAGAUGCUGACCGCGCCCCAACAGUGUUCGACGUUCCUGACCAAACACGAACGGGUGUUGACGGACAGCAAUUCCAGUUGCGCUCAAUAUUUGUUCCAAAAGGACAAGUUCUACGACACGUCCUACGACACCGGUGACAAGCACAUACAGUGCGGGCGCCGGGCGGACGUUUUCAAAUUUUGGUUUAUGUGGAAAGCCAAGGGUACUGACGGUCUGGAAGCGCACGUGAACAACAACUUCGAUAACGCCAAAUACUUCACGGAUAAAAUCAGGAACAGACCGGGAUUCCAAUUGGUUUUGGACGAACCGGAGUACACCAACGUGGGCUUCUGGUAUGUGCCUCCCAGCCUGAGGCAAUGCCAGAAUGAUGAGGAUUUCAAGAACAAAUUACACAAGGUGGCGCCCAAGAUCAAGGAGAAAAUGAUGAAAGAAGGCACUAUGAUGAUAACGUACCAACCGAUCAACGAUUUGCCCAACUUUUUCCGGUUGGUGUUGCAAAACUCAUCGUUGACACACGACGACAUGGACUUCUUCAUUGCUGAAAUCGAACGGCUCGGAACCGAUUUGUAGUCCCCCGUCACUUGUUCCUAUAUAAUAUUAUAAUCAAUAGAUUUUUUUUUUGUAGGUUUAACGUAUUUGUGUGUAUGUGUUAUUUAAUAAAUAAAAAAUAUUAUUUUAAAAUUAUUUGUAAACCGAACGAGCCCGGAUCUAAAGAAUUAUAGGUAACGUACCUUGUAAUAACAUAGUGCUAUGUUAUAUUAUACUUUUACUGCAUUUUGGCGGGCUUUCGAGAGACAUUGUUAGCAUUAUUAUUAUAAUUUAUAGUGUUAUUGAAAAAAUGAAAUAUUGUGACCGAUAAAAAAAUGUAUUUAUAUAAAUCCGUGCACUACGGAUAAGAUGAAAUAAAGUAUAUUAUUAUAUCAUUA
Molecule: messenger RNA, 2159 nt
Organism: Adelges cooleyi (spruce gall adelgid)
Lineage: Eukaryota; Metazoa; Arthropoda; Insecta; Hemiptera; Adelgidae
Gene: black
Product: cysteine sulfinic acid decarboxylase
Exons: 7
Coding region: 184-1803 (539 amino acids)
Biological process (GO): carboxylic acid metabolic process
Cellular component (GO): cytoplasm
Molecular function (GO): carboxy-lyase activity; pyridoxal phosphate binding
Source: RefSeq, a predicted model, not a curated record